AUGGGCAUAGUUAGUAACCUGGUCACGCCCAAAACCGACCGCAAUGUGGAAGAGGCUUGUCAAGAGCCCCAAGAAGCGCUCUCAAAAACUGUCAAGACCACCCGCCGACGACGCCGUUGGGCCGACCUCAUCGCUAACCUGUUCCGCAGCAGGGCCCCGGAUCCUAGCAUCGCCAAGGGCGAUGCGGUGAAGGGAUGGGACCAUGUUGGGGCCAAACGGCGGAAACAGGAAACUGUGGAUUCGCCCGCCAUCGACACCGUCCUAGAGAUCCCAGAGCAUGACCUCCGGGAACUUUCCGACGCGCUAGGGAAGUCUCGGCCCUCAGGGGAUGUCCCCUUUCAGAUUAACGAGGAGCUGGAGGGCAAGCUGGCGUCAUAUGCUCAGGAGAAGAUGAAGACAUACGACUCCAUGCGCCAACAAGGCACUCGCUACGAGGGCUCUCUGGGAUUUGACUUCGACUGCACCGAGAGCGCAAAAGAAUUUGAAAUUCGGGCCAAUGGGAUGUUGCAGCAUCUUAAGAAAAACGAUAUUGCUCGCUUCUACGAAACAGCGCCCAAGAAACGUGGCUACCGCGGUCAGGAGCACCCCCGCUUCUACGGCGACCACUUCCUCUCCAAUGCCGACUUGAUAGAGCAGACGCAGCUCUUUGCCUUGUGCCGGGCCAUGCCCAAGGGCGCUCAUCUUCACAUCCACUUCAACGCCAACCUGCUCCCCAGCGUUCUACUCGGCAUUGCCAAGGACAUGGAGCGCAUGUUCAUCUGGAGCAACAUUGCUCUCGACCAGCCCGAGGCUUACGAUCUCUGUAGGAUACAGUUUAGUAUCAUGAGCGAGAAAGCCGUGGAGGAAAAGGGGAAGGGCAACCCGUUCGCCGAAAACUACAAGUGCGGGACCGUGAUGCAAUUUCAGGAGUUCAGGGAAGCGUACCCAGGAGGGCAAGAGGCGGCCGAUCAAUUUUUGCAGCAGAAGCUGGUCUUCCACGAGGAAGAAGCUCACAACCUGCUUCAGACACAAGAAGGCACAUGGGAGAAGUUCAAUGCCCGGACGCAAAUGAUGAAGGGGUUAUUCAACUACAAGACCGCCUACCGGAAGUAUACACGGCAGUGUCUCCUCGAAUUUGUUGCCGACAACAUCCAGUACGCCGAAAUUCGACCCAACUUCAUGUCCUCGAACCAAGUGUGGGAGGACGACGGCUCCCGCCGUGUCGACAAUGUCGGCAUCAUGGACCUGAUCAUUGACGAGUACGAGGCCUUCCAAAAAGACCACAAUCGGCGGGUCCUUAAGGGGCUCAAGGUCAUCUAUUGCACACCACGUUCCUUUAGCGAGGAACAAGUUGGGGAAGCCCUCACGCAAUGUUUCCAGUUCAAGAUGCAUAAGAAGUUCUCACCCUACAUUGCCGGCGAGUUUCCCCAGAAACGCAAACAACCGAGCAAAGGCAAGCCCCUCAAAGCCUUCGCGCAGCAAUUCCUUCGGUUCCAAGCCCUCUGCAAGGCCGCAGAGGUCGAGAUCCCCUUCCUCCUGCACUGCGGCGAGACGCUCGACAUCGGCACCGACACCGACGGCAAUCUGCUCGACGCCCUGCUGCUCGGCGCGAAGCGCAUCGGCCACGGCUUCGCCUUGCCGCGCCAUCCCUACGUCAUGAGCCGGAUGAAGCAGCGCGGUGUCUGCGUCGAGGUCUGCCCCAUCUCCAACGAGAUCUUGGGCUUGACCCCCAGGAUGAGUGGCCAUGCCGUGUACAGCUUGCUGGCGAAUAACGUGCCGUGCACGAUUAGCGCGGAUAAUGGGACGCUGUUCAGAUCCCGCCUCUCGCACGACUUCUACCAAGUCAUAGCCGGCAAGUCUGACAUGACGCUGCACGGCCUGCGCCAGCUGGUCGAGUGGAGCAUCGCCCACUCGUGCAUGGAGCCCGAGCUGAUGAAGGAGGUGCGCGAGAGCUGGGAGAAGAUGUGGGAUGACUUUUGCCAGCGCAUCGUUGAUGGCGAGUUCACGCUCAAGGACGACGCUGACAAGAUGGAGGCUGAGGGGGCCGUGGGCGUCGAGACGCCUCUUGCAGUGUUGCCGCCGGUUUGA
Chaetomium globosum CBS 148.51 is the source of this 2067-nucleotide messenger RNA. RefSeq lists its product as uncharacterized. The record is from RefSeq and is a predicted model, not a curated record. Gene Ontology annotation, biological process: adenosine catabolic process; inosine biosynthetic process. Gene Ontology annotation, molecular function: adenosine deaminase activity. Lineage: Eukaryota; Fungi; Ascomycota; Sordariomycetes; Sordariales; Chaetomiaceae. The transcript is spliced from 4 exons. Bases 1 to 2067 code for a protein of 688 amino acids.